Molecule: messenger RNA, 2904 nt
Organism: Sardina pilchardus (European sardine)
Lineage: Eukaryota; Metazoa; Chordata; Actinopteri; Clupeiformes; Clupeidae
Gene: pcdh8.1
Product: protocadherin 8
Exons: 4
Coding region: 1-2904 (967 amino acids)
Biological process (GO): homophilic cell-cell adhesion
Cellular component (GO): plasma membrane
Molecular function (GO): calcium ion binding
Source: RefSeq, a predicted model, not a curated record
AUGGAGUUUUUAGAGAAAAGUGUACUGUUUGUGCUGUGUGUCAGUCUAGUUCACUGUACCACGACGAAGUAUUUCACAUAUGAAGAAGAUGCACCAGGCACGGAGAUUGGGAAUCUCUCUCGGGAUUUACAGAUUGACCCAGCACACGACCCGGAGACAGCCUUCCGAUUCAUGCAGGAAUCAGACUCGUACUUGAUUCAAAUGAGAGAAAUAGACGGACUUUUAACUGUAGGAGAGACCAUAGACCGCGAACAACUGUGCCAACAGUCACCACGAUGCCUCAUUACGUUUGAUGUUGUCACUUUUUCCAAAGAAAAGUUUCAGCUGAUUCACGUGGAAAUCGAGGUGAAGGACAUUAACGACAACUCACCACAGUUCCCAGCGAAUGAAACGGUUUUAGAAAUUUCAGAGAAUGCCCCACUGGACUCGCGAAUCCCGUUGGAUAUAGCAGUUGACAAGGAUGUUGGCAACAACUACAUCCAAAGUUACCGUAUCUCUCACAAUAACCAUUUUGCCAUUGAAGCGCGCACGCGAGAGGACGGUGUUAAAAUUGCUGAACUAGUGUUGGUGAAAAGACUGGACAGGGAGAUCGAGGACUCGUAUACCGUGGAAGUGACGGCUUCCGAUGGAGGAACUCCACCAAGGACAGGAACAACUAAAGUUGUUAUCAAAGUUCUGGAUUUCAAUGACAACAGUCCCACAUUUGAGCAUAAUUCCCUAAAGGUCGAACUGUACGAGGACUCACCAGUGGGCUUCCGUGUUCUGAAAGUCCACGCUUUUGAUCCAGAUGCAGGUGUCAAUGGUGACGUGGUGUAUGGAUUCAUCGAGGGACCUACUUCCGAAGUCACGCGAGUAUUUAAAAUUGACCCUCUGUCAGGCUCUGUGACUUUGAAAGAAAUGGUUGACUUCGAAAAGAAAAGGUCAUACGAACUCAACAUUAAAGCUUCUGAUCUGGGUGCCAACCCUAUGCCAUCUACAUGUAGAGUUAUAGUGGACAUUUUAGAUGUGAAUGAUAAUGCGCCAGAAAUAAACAUUAAGCCAAUGACUUCCACCAAUGACGGUGUCGCUUUCAUCACGGAGGCCGCGGCCAAGGAGAGCUUUGUGGCGUUGAUCAGCACCUCGGACAGAGACUCUGGUUCCAACGGCUAUGUGCGUAGCAGCUUGCACGGGCACCGACACUUCAAACUUCAACAGGCCUACGGGGACAACCUAAUGAUUGUAACCACCACGAUGCUAGACAGAGAAACAAUUGCAGAGUAUAAUCUCACUGUGGAGGCUGAAGAUUUUGGGUCACCUCCAUUCAGAACCGUGAAGCAGUAUACCAUUAGGGUGACUGACGAAAAUGACAACCCUCCCCUUUUCAACAAAACACUGUAUGAAGUUUCCAUCAUAGAAAAUAACAUCCCUGGUUCCUACAUCACUUCAAUUCUGGCUACUGAUCUUGAUGUUGGCAGAAAUAGUAAAGUAACUUAUAAACUUGUGGAAAGCCAUGUUUUGGAUGACGACCCAAUAACAACAUUUGUGUCCGUCGACCCAGUUUCAGGAUCAUUGUACAGUUUGAGGUCAUUUGAUUUCGAAACGGUUCAGCAGAUUGAAUUUACUAUUCAGGCUACUGACAGUGGCUCUCCAUCGCUAUCCAGCACAGCUUCAGUCAGGAUCAAAGUCAUUGAUCAAAACGACAACUACCCAUAUUUUACCUAUCCAGACUUCCUAAAUGACACGGCUGAAGUUCCCAUUCCUUCCAAUGCACCCCCUGGGUACGUUUUGCUUCGGGUCAAAGCUGACGAUGAGGAUGAUGGCGAGAACAGUAAACUGAGCUUUGACAUUUUGGAGGAUGACCAAAAGCUAUUCUCCAUGGACAAAAGCACUGGACAGAUUGUUUUGAAGCAAAAAUUGAACUGCCCCUGUGAUGAUGCCCUGGAUAUCAAGAUCAGAGUGAGUGACAACGGUCAACCCGCUCUCUUCAGCGUGUCCACCGUCCGUUUUGUUGUGACAGACACUCAAGCCUUUAAUGAUCAAUUUAUAAUUUCAGUGGGUGACGACUUUGAAGAAUUCGACUUUGUCGUCCCUUCAGCAGUGAUUGCGUUUGUUGCUGGGGGCUGCACGCUGCUGUUGAUAGUCGUUGUGUCUCUCACAGUGUUCUGUAAGCUCCGACAAAAGCCAAGAAACUACAGCUCCAAACCGAACAGGAACCACGGCCUCUUUGGCACCACAUCCUUAACAGUGUACAACGCCUCAGAGCCAAACAUAUAUGGCGGGCCCACACAUUUCCUGGCUCAUGGGAAGAAAUCCAAACACGAUGACUCCUGUCUGUAUGAAGAUAAAAGCUCUGACUCAAAGGGUUUUAUAACAUCAAGGUCUUUUGAAGGAACAGCAAUAUGGCAAGAUGACAAAUACAGUUUGCAAAGAAGUGGCACGGGCAACACAGACCAACUGAGCGUGAAGGACAGUGGCAAAGGUGACAGUGACUUCAACGACAGCGAUUCUGACGCCAGUGGGGAUGGACUUAAGAGGACCCUCUCAACGUUCCAGCCAUGGGCAAAAAAUUCUUUUCAUUCGGCUAACACUCUCAGUGUGGAUUGGCAGAGAAGAUACUGUGUAAUUCCAACCCACAGUAUCCAUGCCACCCCAGGAAAUGCAUACACAAUAGGCUUUUCCCAAGCACCGGCGUAUAGUAAUACCCAUGUUAAUCCCCAGUCCUGGAAAGAAUCCUGCUACAACACAAACAUUCCCAAAGCCAAGGGAUCUGCUGCUGCGGCACAGACAUUCGGCAGGGCGGGAACGCUGCCCCCGUACAGCUCCCAUCAGAGGCGGGAGCGCUGCGCCAGGGCCGAGGACCAACGGGAGCAGAACCAGGACAUCCUCACGGUGACGACGCUGUCAGAAAUCGCUACCACCUUUUAA